Messenger RNA from Struthio camelus australis, 3112 nucleotides. The record is from RefSeq and is a predicted model, not a curated record. Lineage: Eukaryota; Metazoa; Chordata; Aves; Struthioniformes; Struthionidae.
UCAGUUUCCUUCCUUUCAGUGUGAAUGCCUAUUAACAGGCCCUUGUAACAGCAGCAAGUAAUCUGGAAAUAAACGUUUUUAGUUAUGAUAUGUCCAUGCAAGUUUAUCUGGAACCACGGAUGAGUAGUGGGGAUGCUGCUUGUAUAUGAUGAGCAGUUCGGAAGGGUACUUUUUUUCUAGUUCUGAUGUGAGGUCAGAUAUUCUGCUACUGGGACAAUCACUGUAAAAGUAGAUCGACUGGGGAAAGGGGCAAGUUGAUAGUCCUCUGGAUUGUUCCUUUACUGUUCCUCUACUGGUUUCUAGGUUUAUUGUUCUUUUGUUACUUGUGGUUUUGUUACUUUGUGAUUUCACUAAUUUGUUAGUAUUGACUAUCAUAUUUUCUGAUCUAGUUCUUUUCUUUUCCUAUCUGCGUUAUUUUAAUACUCUCAGUAUGGAUUCCUUAGAAGUCUAUAUUUGUUGUGUCUCUGUUCUGCCUCACUUAUGUUUUGGUAUUUCAUUUGUGUUCCUGAUGGCUUUUUUUGCUGUCAGCAAAACUAAUUUUGCCUUCUAAUUCAUCUUUUUUUUGCCCUGUGUUCAGGGUACCAGCAGUUUUUUCCUCCACCUUCGUGAAUAUACUUAUGUUCCUUGGUGGCGCCCCCCCCCCAUUUUUUUUCUUUCCAUCCUAUUUGGUUUGUUUGGCUUGUUUGCAGUACGUACUUGGCAAACCCUCUUUCUCUCACCUUUAAAUGCCUCUUCCAAGAAUCCUUCAUACCGCGUCUUGUUUUCAGCCCUCUGUGUGCUGUUUGUCUCUUCUUGUUUUUUUUUUUUUAAUUUUUGCAAGGCAGCUAACUUGUUUUCUAGACUUUAAAGCUAGAUACAAGUUGUAAAAUUGAUUGUGAAAGACUUUCUUCCAUGCCCAUCACCUUCAUGUUAUGCUGGUUGAUAAUUUGAGUUAAUAAAUGUACCUUCUAAAAGGCUUUAUCUUGGAUUUAAUGGAUUUCAAAAACUGUCGUACUUGUUAAUGAGCUAUGUACAAGGACCAGAUUUGUGCUUAAGUGUCUAUACAGAUUAGGUACUUGAGACGUGGCAGAAGUCCUAAAGUAGUUAACUAAAUCUAUGCCCUGAUUUGGGCCUGUAUACUAACUAUUUAUAUUUGCAGUAGUAUAAAGACGCAAAUUUUUCUUGUUGUCUCCAGUGUGUGAAUUUAAUAUGAUCCUGUAGACUAGUUGAUAUAUGGGAACAAGCCUAAAACACAAUUUUAAUCAAAAUAUCUACUUUUUUUCUAUAGACGGAAAUCGCCAAGAGAUUGAAUACAAUCUGUGCACAAGUCAUCCCAUUUUUGUCUCAGGAACAUCAGCAGCAAGUGGCCCAAGCUGUAGAACGUGCUAAGCAAGUGACCAUGGCUGAACUGAAUGCCAUCAUCGGGCAGCAGCAAUUGCAAGCUCAACAUCUUUCCCAUGGCCAUGGACCUCCAGUGCCUCUAACACCACAUCCAUCAGGACUUCAGCCUCCUGGAAUCCCUCCGUUUGGAAGCAGUGCUGGCCUUCUUGCCCUUUCUAGUGCUUUGGGUGGGCAGUCUCACUUGGCAAUAAAAGAUGACAAGAAGCAUCACGAUGCAGAACACCACAGAGACAGAGAGCCAGGCACAACUAAUGCUCUGUUGGUCCCGGACAGCCUGCGAAGCACAGAUAAACGCAGGAAUGGGCCUGAAUAUGCCAAUGACAUCAAAAAGAGAAAGGUGGAUGAUAAGGAUUCCAGCCACUAUGACAGUGAUGGGGACAAGAGUGACGAUAACUUGGUUGUAGAUGUAUCCAAUGAGGAUCCAUCUUCCCCACGGGCAAGUCCUGCUCAUUCACCACAUGAAAAUGGUAUAGAUAAAAGCCGCCUGCUGAAGAAGGAUGCCUCUAGCAGUCCAGCAUCUACAGCCUCUUCAGGAAGUUCCACUUCCUUGAAAUCCAAAGAAAUGAGUUUGCGUGAAAAAGCCAGCACACCUGUUCUGAAAUCCAGCACACCAACUCCUCGAAGCGAUGUGCCAACCUUGGGCACUAGUGCAACUCCAGGACUUCGUCCAGGCCUUGGCAGGCCUCCAACAAUGGACCCUCUCGUUAAUCAAGCUGCUGCAGGUUUGCGAGCGCCUUUGGCAGUACCUGGACCGUACCCUGCUCCAUUUGGAAUGGUACCUCAUGCUGGCAUGAAUGGAGAGCUGACCAGUCCGGGGGCAGCCUAUGCCAGUCUGCACAAUAUGUCCCCCCAGAUGAGUGCUGCUGCAGCUGCUGUGGUUGCUUAUGGAAGAUCUCCUAUGGUUGGGUUUGAUCCUCUUCCUCACAUGAGAGUACCUGGAAUCCCUCAAAAUCUAGCAGGGAUUCCUGGGGGAAAACCAGCAUAUUCAUUUCAUGUAAGUGCAGAUGGUCAGAUGCAGCCUGUACCUUUCCCUCCCGAUGCCCUCAUUGGUCCAGGGAUCCCUCGCCAUGCCCGUCAGAUCAACACUCUGAACCAUGGGGAAGUCGUGUGUGCAGUUACCAUCAGCAACCCCACAAGACACGUGUACACAGGUGGGAAGGGGUGUGUCAAAGUCUGGGAUAUCAGCCACCCUGGCAACAAGAGCCCUGUCUCUCAACUGGACUGCCUGAACAGAGAUAACUACAUCCGGUCUUGUAAAUUGCUGCCUGAUGGAUGCACCCUGAUUGUUGGUGGGGAAGCCAGUACAUUAUCCAUAUGGGACCUUGCAGCACCAACUCCUCGUAUAAAAGCAGAGCUGACAUCUUCAGCCCCUGCCUGCUAUGCUCUGGCUAUCAGCCCUGACUCCAAGGUGUGCUUUUCCUGCUGUAGUGAUGGGAACAUUGCAGUGUGGGAUCUGCACAAUCAGACGUUGGUCAGGCAAUUCCAGGGCCACACAGACGGAGCCAGCUGUAUUGACAUUUCUAAUGAUGGCACCAAGCUCUGGACAGGAGGUUUGGACAACACUGUCAGAUCCUGGGACUUGAGAGAGGGGAGACAGCUACAACAGCACGACUUCACGUCACAGUCCAAAGAAUCUUCAUCAGUGCUUAGCUGUGACAUCUCUGUGGAUGAUAAAUACAUAGUCACUGGCUCUGGAGACAAAAAGGCUACAGUCUAUGAAGUUAUCUACUGA